Molecule: messenger RNA, 3884 nt
Organism: Podarcis raffonei (Aeolian wall lizard)
Lineage: Eukaryota; Metazoa; Chordata; Lepidosauria; Squamata; Lacertidae
Product: immunoglobulin superfamily member 1-like
Exons: 9
Coding region: 935-2950 (671 amino acids)
Biological process (GO): cell surface receptor signaling pathway
Molecular function (GO): transmembrane signaling receptor activity
Source: RefSeq, a predicted model, not a curated record
GAUAGAUAGAUAUAAAAUCCCAUUGUCAGAGGCAAAUGUUUGAAGCUUUCUUAUUCCGGGAACUUAGGCUGGGUUCAGACUUAUACCUUCAAAUCACAUUUGAAGAACAUUCCUUCCUUCCAAGAAUUCAGGGCGCUGUAGCUUGCUAAGGGUUUCCUCAGGUUUGUGACUCUGUGAGAGGGGAAGGGAAUAAUUUGAGGCAGAUUGUCCAGGAUUUCUCAGUCAGGGACAUGCAAGCCAUGGUUAAUGGGAAGAGAGGAAUGAAAUGAGAAGUGAAAUUAGGAAGUGGAGAAAGAUUGCCAGCCUUGCCUCUUUUCCCGUGUAAAAGGCAUUGGCGUCAAGGACACUUUUUUCAAGCCCUCCCUCUGCUUCUCCUCCACAUCACCACUUCUUGCUCUUUACGUGUCACCGAACUGCCCCCAAAAAACCAGUUUCCAAAAAUAAGCUCAAAAGAGAAAGCGAGGACCACAAGCCAGCAUGAGGACUGUUUCAUCCUGUGCAAAAUAGCUGCGCCUCCAUCCGGUGUGAUGCUGUGCGUAUUGUGCUUGAGAACUGUAAAUGAGUGUUUGUGUUUUUCAAAGAUCUUUUGUCAUCCCCCAUUGACUUUUAAAAGCCCCAGCUUCCCUAUGUUCCCUAUGGUAGGUGCUAACGUGCUCAGCAUUUUAUCAGUUACCCAAUUUCUCUCAGCUUCCACAUCUGCAUUUGAGAGUGGCCAUGACAGCUUCUUGCAGAGCAGCUCAGUGCUGCAAGGCAUGCUGGGAACUCUUCUUGAGGCCACCCUGGUGGUCAGCCCUGUUUGACACCAGUGGCGCACCCAGAAUGCUCAGCAACGCCACUGUGUUUCUUCUCAGUGUGUUUGGAAAGAUUACUGUUGCAGAUGCAUCAGCUCAGUGUUGCUGCUGAAGCCGCUUCUUCUAAACCCCAUCCUUGAAGCAUGGAGCAAAUUAGCCGUCUCUUUGUCCUCCUGGCCUCAUUUUCGGCUCUUUCCUGGAUGAUGGCCCUUGCAGAUACUGUGACUGCACAUCCAUCAGGCCUUUGGCUGUCUCUUUCACCUCCACACAAGACUUUUGCCCGAGGAGAACUGGCUUCAUUGAUAUGCUCCCUGCCAGAAGGACAGAGGGCAACGGGGUUCUAUUUCUAUGAAAAGAGAGGAGGUGUACCAGUCAUGUAUGGACAACAGGCGGAAAAUAUCUUGGAGGUUUCCACAGAAUACCUGGAAACAAACAAAACAUUUGUCUGUGCUUACCUGGGGGAAAAGAGUUCAGGAGGACUCUUCCUGUCUUCACUGAGUAACGAGGUUGUGCUGUCCAUCACUGACCUUCCUCGUGCUCCAGUUUUCUCUGUUUCUCCAAAGAAGGAUGUCUAUACAAGUGGGGAAUCUGUGGAACUCAAGUGCUCAUCUUCCGAAACCCGUCAUGUAUCAAGGACCCAGUUUUUCAGGGACCACCAGGAUCUGCAUUCAGUCAAGCCCUCCUCUCCCUCCUCUCUGAACAACGUCACACACACCCUGCGCCUGGUUAUUCAAGAUGGUGGAGAUUACUCCUGCAGGUACCACAUUGUGGAAUCCGGGCGAGAGAUCGCAUCCAGAGAGAGCAACUCCAUCAGGAUUUCGCUAUCGGUUCUGCCUCCACCAGCUCCAGAGCUGUCCAUUAUCCCUCCAAGACAGACCUUUCUCCAGGGACAACGGAUCACGUUGAAAUGCUCCCACCCGGAAGGGCAGCUGGCAGCCAAGUUCUUAUUUUAUGAAAUGAAGGCAGAACGUGGGUGGACUAAACUCCAAGAAGACUUCAAUAAUACCCUGGAAAUCACUGCAGAAUUUCAGGAAACAAAGAAAUCAUUUGUCUGUGCCUACAUGGAAGAAAGCAGUGCAAGACGACUCUCUGCACAGAGUAACCGCAUUGAGUUUUCUAUCACGGCAUCCUUCCCACCUGCUGAACUUUUUCAGCAACCACAGGAACCUGUUUACAGUCCAGGAGAAUGGGUUACCUUGACCUGUUCAGCUCCUGAGGAAAUGGACAUGGCAGGAUUCAACUUCUACAAGGAACAACAUGAUCAGAUCUACAAAGAGUUGCCAGAUCAAGGAAGCGGCCCCUAUGCAGCAUUCCCUGUGAAUAAAAAUACUGCUGGAGUAUACAGAUGCCUAUACUGGGUGCAGAAUUCAGGACAGAUGAUCCAGUCCCCAAUGAGCUCUCCCGUCUCUGUAGUCAUGACAGAACACCCUCGUCCCCCAUUCUUAACUGUUUCGCCAGAAAAGGAUAGCUACAGAAGAGAGGAGUCCAUAAAACUUAGAUGUUCAGCUUAUGAAAGCCGUGAUGUAUCAAAGAUCCAGUUUUUCAAGGACAAGAGGCAACUGCAACUCAUCAAUGUCCCCUCCUCUCUGAACACCUUCACACACAUACAACUGCUUCUUCCUCAAGAUGGUGGCGAUUACUCCUGCAAGUACCACAUUGUGGUAUCAGGGCGAGAGUUCCCAUCCAGAGAGAGCAACUCCAUCAGGAUUUUGGUAUUGGAUGAACCACUUUCCACAAUGCCUACCUUUUCCACCCCUGACCAGGCUGCUCUGAGUUUUGCCGCCCCCACCAGGCCACCUAGAACGUCAACACUGGCAACUUCAUCAACCAGCUCUUCUCGCUACAUGGCCAGAACACCCUCAACACACACAAAGCUCCUUGCAUCAAGCACCUCCUGGUCCAGCUCUUCGCAGUUGAGUCUGCAUUAUAGCACCUCAACCAGCAGCACCAAUGCUCAGGAGAGCAGGAAAUCAUCCACCUGCUGUGAUCCCAAAUCCACCACAGACCAAAAGAAGGACAAUUCAGAAAAAGGUUCAUAUCCUUUUCUUCUCCCACUGGCCAUUGGAUGUAGCACCGGUGGAUGUUUCUUCCUCCUGGUGUUUGUUGUCUGCAUUUAUAGGAGAAAGCACAAAGGUAUUUGGCAAGGCAGGGGAAGCUGAGCCUGGGGAGGCGGACAUCCCAGGAAGAAUGCAGAUGUGGGUGGAAAUAACCCCUGGUGGAAUCGUCACAGCCAGAAUUAUCACUAACUGCUUAUGCAGAACAUGCCUUCUUCAUUUUUUUUUAUUUUGACAAAAUAAUAAUCAUAAAUAAAUAAGAAUGAAAAUGUGCACCCCAUCACCAAGAUCAUUCUGUUGCAACUAUCCAACCUGCCAAAAUUCCAAUGCCUCUUGCGAUGGUUUGACCCCUUUCCGUUUUAACAGUACAAAUUCUACAAACGCCCUCCAUAUCUCCUCAAAAUAAUUUCUCCUGCGUAUUCCCCGUCUUACCUUAAUGACACAUGUUAAUUUAUCAUUCAUAACUAUAUCCCACACCUCUUUAUCCCAUUCUUCCAUUUUAUAUUCUGCUUUCCCCUUGCAUUUCCUAGCUAUAAUAAUUCGUGUAGCUGUCAAUAAAUUUGUGAGCAAGUUCUUCCUAGCCUGCGAAAGUUCCACCCCACCGUAAAUUGAUAAUAAUGCUACCUCUGGACUUUCGAUCAGCUUUAACCCAGUGAUUUCUGUUAUCUCCUUAAACACGCUUUGCCAGAAAAAUUGUACAUAUUUACACCCCCACCACAUGUGAACAUAAUUCCCGGUUUCCUGGCAUCCCCUCCAACAUAGCACCGAAUAUUCCUUGUUUAUUUGAUUUAAUCUGACUGGUGUUAAAUAUCAUCUCCAAACUAAUUUAUAAUAAUUUUCUUUUAUUCUUAUAGACAACAUUUUCAAUGUUUCUCCCAUAUUUCCCCCCAGCUGUGACUGUUUAUCUGCCCUGUUGUCUCUUUUUCCCACACCUCUUUUAAUUUCUUGAUCCUCCAUUUCUACUAAUAUAUUUUUUAAUUUCCCUGGCUUCCUCUUUUAUAACUGUAUUUUCUUCUUUAUCUCCCCUUUUUAUAAUCUU